Molecule: messenger RNA, 1461 nt
Organism: Saccharomyces cerevisiae S288C
Lineage: Eukaryota; Fungi; Ascomycota; Saccharomycetes; Saccharomycetales; Saccharomycetaceae
Gene: VPS73
Product: putative sugar transporter
Exons: 1
Coding region: 1-1461 (486 amino acids)
Biological process (GO): hexose transmembrane transport; transmembrane transport
Cellular component (GO): mitochondrial membrane; membrane
Molecular function (GO): transmembrane transporter activity
Source: RefSeq, marked reviewed
AUGAAUAGGAUUCUAUCUAGUGCAUCGUUGCUAUCCAAUGUUAGCAUGCCAAGGCAAAACAAGCAUAAAAUUACAAAGGCGUUAUGUUAUGCAAUUAUAGUAGCCUCAAUCGGUUCAAUACAAUUUGGUUACCACUUGUCGGAAUUAAAUGCACCUCAGCAGGUGCUUUCGUGCUCAGAAUUUGACAUUCCCAUGGAGGGCUAUCCCUAUGACAGAACAUGGCUGGGAAAAAGAGGAUAUAAGCAAUGUAUACCAUUGAAUGAUGAACAGAUUGGAAUCGUGACCUCCGUUUUUUGCAUUGGAGGCAUUUUGGGCUCUUAUUUUGCCACCAGUCUGGCCAAUAUUUAUGGAAGGAAGUUCUCAAGUUUAAUUAACUGCACAUUGAAUAUCGUCGGUUCGCUGAUAAUCUUCAAUUCGAAUAGUUAUAGGGGCUUAAUCAUUGGUAGAAUUCUAGUGGGUAUUUCGUGUGGCUCUUUGAUCGUGAUUAUACCCCUUUUCAUUAAGGAAGUUGCUCCAAGCGGUUGGGAAGGUUUACUGGGUUCGAUGACACAAAUCUGUAUCAGGUUAGGGGUCUUGUUGACACAAGGAAUAGCCCUCCCACUGACUGAUUCAUACCGUUGGAGGUGGAUUUUGUUUGGUAGCUUCCUUAUCGCGGUAUUGAAUUUUUUCAUGUGGUUUAUAGUCGAUGAAUCUCCAAAAUGGUUGUUAGCACAUGGAAGAGUCACCGAUGCUAAGUUAUCUCUAUGUAAGCUACGUGGCGUGACUUUUGAUGAAGCCGCACAAGAGAUACAGGAUUGGCAACUGCAAAUAGAAUCUGGGGAUCCGUUGAUUGAACCAACCACCACGAACUCUAUUAGCGGUUCUAAUUCAUUAUGGAAAUACUUGAGGGACAGAACAAAUGUCAAGUCUCGCCAUGUUAUCACUGUAUUGUUAUUUGGCCAACAAUUCUGCGGUAUAAACUCCAUUGUACUAUAUGGUACCAAGAUAAUUAGUCAACUGUAUCCUCAGCACGCAAUUAGGAUAAACUUUUUCAUUAGUAUGGUGAAUGUAUUAGUCACCAUACUAGUUUCUCUGCUAAUUCAUAGUUUGCCACGUAAACCGCUUCUGAUGACGUCCACCGUCUUAGUUUCUGUUACCGCCUUCAUUAUGGGAAUAGCAAUGAACCAUAAUAAAAUGAACCUUUUGAUUGUGUUUUCAUUUAUAUAUAUGGGCGUUUUCACGAUGGGGUUAAAUCCGUUGCCAUUUAUAAUAAUGAGAGAAGUAUCAAAACCACAGGAUAUGGUCCUUGCGCAAAGAUAUGGUACCAUUUGCAAUUGGGUAGGAACUUUUAUCAUUGCAUAUACUUUCCCUAUUAUUCAUGAUGUUUUGUCAGGUUAUGUUUUCAUCAUUUUUGCUAUCAUAGCAUGCUCAAUAAGCGCCUUUAUCUGGAAGAAGGUUCCGGAGACCAAGAGGAGCGGCUAA